This is a messenger RNA of Lasiodiplodia theobromae, 2775 nucleotides long. RefSeq lists its product as uncharacterized. The coding region runs from base 1 to 2775 and encodes 924 amino acids. The transcript has 3 exons. The record is from RefSeq and is a predicted model, not a curated record. Lineage: Eukaryota; Fungi; Ascomycota; Dothideomycetes; Botryosphaeriales; Botryosphaeriaceae.
AUGCCCUCGAAACCCUCCUUCUGGUCCAAGUCGAACAAGUCGCAAGCUUCUGUGGGCAGUGCCACCGACUACGCGUCGUCGGCCUCUUCAGAACACCGCUUCAGACAGCCAGACGACGCGCAGCUGCGCACCUAUCCCUCGCCGCUCCCGCCAUCGCUCCAGAGCUCCAACCUGUCGCUCGAUCCCCCGCCCGCAGGUGCCGUCGUCGGCGCUGACGCCCCCGCCACGCCCGUCAACCGCGCCAGCGCGCAGCCCUAUGCCUAUACCCCGCAGCCCGACCGCAGCGUGAACACCGUCCCCGAGAAGAAGUCGCUGCGCAGCAGACUCGGCCUGGGCCAUUCCUCCAAGGAAAGCACCGAUUUGCAAUCCAAGGACAAGGGUCUCGGCAGACGAGUAUCUGUCAGGAAGAAGGACGUCCCCGGCCAGCGUCCGCAGAGCGUCGCCGAAGACCACCGCUACUGGCAGCAGGCCAAGCAGCUGGCACCAUCGCACGAGGUUGACGAGCACAACGCGCACCUUGACCCGUUCCUGGUCCAGCCUGAGCCACGCUCACCUGUUCCGCCUGCCAAGGAUCCCUACUACGAGCCCAAACCACCGCCGACCAUUGGCCAGAACCCCGACCCGAACGAGUACCGUCGUGCGUCGCUCGCUCGUGUCAACACCCAGCAGAGCUUCCAGCAGAGUCUGCGCGGCCGCAAUUCGGGCGAGUAUCAACACGGCCCCCACCCGCACGGCAACGGUGGCUUGAACGCCCAUAAUCCGCCCCCACCACACUAUCAGCAGUCGUACCCCCAACAGCCGCAGGUACAGGCCAACCAGAAUCAGCAUUACCAGGCCCUGAAUCCGCAUUCCGCCGACGGCGUUCACCCCCCGAGCCAGCAGCACCCGCACGAAUUCGACUCUGAGCAAGCAGCACAGGAGUACAUUAAAAAGCAGGCCGAUUUUCAGGCAUACCAGCGCCUCCAAGAGCAAGAGCAGCAGAAGCAUCAACAGCAGCAGCAGCAAGGCCGACCUGGUUCUAGGCAGCAGCAGGAGCAAGACCUUCAGUUUAUCCCACCGGAGACACCUCAACAACAGAAGUUUACUCCAAUUGUUCGUGUCCCAGUUCAGCCGCAGCCGCAACCGCAGCCCCAGCGACUUUCCCACGAACAACCAACGCCUCAUCCACCGCAGGCACCUCCAUCUCCUUCUCCGAGCCAUCAGAGCCAGAACCUUGCCCCGCACUCCGCACAGGACUUUGUCGUUACUCCGGUGAAGGAGAUUCAUUCGCAGCCAUCGACCGAGCAGAUGCCUCCAGCUUCGAACAAACGCUCAUCCGAAGUUCCUAAGGGAGGCAUGGGGGGUCCUCCUUCGAGGGAGAACUCCAACCUCGCGCAGCAAGCUAACCGUCAGACCUUUAGCGCAGACGUUGUUCCUUCUGGAGCGCAGGACCAGCGUUUUAGAGGCGGUAAGAAUGGCAGCAACGACAAUGAGAGUGGCCGUGGCACCCCGCCGCCGAAGCGUGCCGUUAGUGACAUGAGCGACGAAGAUGUGGCGCAAUUGAUGAAGGAGCAUGACGUCUUGCGCGAGAAGUACCAAAAGGUCAAGCGGUACUUCUUUGAGCAGCAGUCUCAGGUUCAUUCGCUGCAGAAUACCCUGGCUCACCAGCGUCUUUCACAAUCGCGUACAUCUCUCGAUGAUACCGAGUACCAUGCUCGAUUUGAGCGUCUUCACGGUCUUGUCAAGCAAGCAGCUUUUGCAAUUAGGAAGAUCUGGAAAGAAAUUCCACCCUGGUUGCAGACGGCUGUCAACCAUGAUGCCGUAAAGGUCGGCACGCGGGAGAUGACAGCCGUCGGACGUGCCGUCCUUAGCAAAUGGCUGAUCGACGAGGUUUUCAAUAAAUUUUUCCACCCAGAUUUGGACCAGCACCUCUCCAAACAGCUCAAGAGCUGCCACAACAACAUCCGCAAGAACGCCCCCAUAGCAACCAAUCCGGAAGAAGAGGAAGCUCUCACCUCCAAGCUGGUGAACUGGCGCCUCGCAACCAUCGAGGGCUUUGCAGAGCAGCUCCGCGGGCCGCAGGCGACGGCCAACCGCGAACUCCUGAUCAAAUCCCUCAACGAGUCGCUGACGGCCACGAUGGAGAUGUACGUCGUGGAUCCGAACCACGAGGACUUUUUGGAGCUGAAGGCGAACGUGUCGCCCAUCAUCGAGCUCACCAUCAACAUCAUCUCGCACCUGCCGCUCGAGAGCCGCGAGAUCGUCGUCGAGCACUACCCGCCGGGCCACGGCAUCAUGGGCGAGCAGAUGACGGUCGAGAGCGGCAUCCCCCCGCUUGCGCAGCCCUGCGCCGACGGCGUCCUGCAGCAUCGCGACAGCGAGUCGGCCGAGCGCGCUAGCCUGGCCAGCGCCACCAGCGACCUCAAGGACGUCGCGUCCGUGGGGCCCGCCGGCGGCGAAGACGACUCGCAGCAGAGCUCGCCGCAGGGCCAGCAGCAGGGCGGCCCCCAGCAGCAGCAGCAGCCGGACGGCAAGCGCUCGGGCAGCCGCAGCAUGUUCUCUAGCAUCAUGGGCGGCGGCGGCAAGAAGCUGCAGCAGAGCGAGGCCCGCCAGCGCGAGCGCGAGCAGCAGCUCGGCGCCACGCGCACCGGCGACAACGGCGGCAGCCAGGUCAGCCUGCAGUCGGCGCCGCCCAAGGAAGAGCUGCCGCCCAGAGUGCGCAUCGCGACGGGUCUGAGCGUGCGGAUCUACGGCAAGGGCGUGCUGUGGAAGGCGACGGUUUUCCCGACUGCUUAA